Capsaspora owczarzaki ATCC 30864 is the source of this 5079-nucleotide messenger RNA. RefSeq names its product glycosyl transferase. NCBI's taxonomy places the organism in Eukaryota, Filasterea, Ministeriida, Capsasporidae. The record is from RefSeq and is a predicted model, not a curated record. The coding region runs from base 1 to 5079 and encodes 1692 amino acids. The transcript has 3 exons.
AUGCCGCUGGACAACCAGCAGCUGCUCGCCAAUCUCGUCCGCCAGCGCGCUGCACUCGAGCAGCGGCUCGAGCAGAACACAGUCUCAGCUGGCAUGUUGCGUGAAGAGCAGCGCUUGUUAAUUCUGCACCAGAAGGAGCGAAUCGAACAGCUCGAAAUCGAGCUCCUCACUACGAAAUCAAGGCUCAAGUUUGCAUCGUCAGAGCCGUCGCUCCCAUGCAAUUCCCAAGAGCAACUGGACGCAUUCCGCAGCGAGUCUGCAGAGCUGGCCGAGCAGCAGCUUGCUCAACAGUCGCUGCAGGCUCGACUGGCAUCCAAUCUCCAACAGCAGCUCAAUUUGGACGAGGCCGAGCUGUUGCAAUUGCUGAGAAACUUUCAGUCUGAAGUCCAGCGCAACAAGGACUCGGGUGUCGUCUCGAGUGAGUCAGUGGUCUGCAAUCCGAUUCUGAGCAGCUCACAACCUCGUGCGACAAAGCCACUCGUCCAAGCGAUGACCGACGUUUCUCCCGCCACUGCCCGCCUCGCUCCGCCAGGCUUCCAAGCGGUCGCUCAUUAUCGUGCCAAUGGCGGAGAGCCAUUGUCGCUUGACAUGAAUUGGUCGUCGGUCGAAGCUCUCGACCACUUUCUCGCCGGCGAAAGCGUCGUGAAAGCAAAUGUCCAACCACGGCGUGCCAUACCAAUCUUGUCCAUUGUCUUGCCCACCUACAAUGGAUUUGCAUUUCUGCAAGAAGCAGUUGUAUCCAUUCAACGCCAAGAGAUGCUGGAUUUUGAGCUCAUCAUUGUGGACGACGGCUCCACAGACAGCACCCCUCGCUUUCUGGGCAUUCUUGCAAGUGAAUGGGCCGACAAGUUUGAGGGCAAAUCCAUUCUGCCAUCGCUGGUGCUGCUCCGCCAGCCCAACAGUCGACUACCCACAGCACUCAAUACGGGCUUUGCAGCUGCAAAAGGCCGCUAUCUGACAUGGAUCUCCUCGGACAAUGUGCACCACGCCAACUUUACACGCGUCCUUGUGGACACUCUCGAUGCCUAUCCGGAAGCCGACUGGGUCAUUAGCAAUCACGUCAGCAUUAACAAUCUCGGCGAGUAUGAGCGUGUCAGCCAACUGACGCCGUUUCAACUGCAAUAUGCCAGCCUUCUCGGCAGCAACCCUGGAAUCAUGUCUUUUGCAUACACUCGCCGCUGCUACGAUGCGGUGGGCGACUAUGAUCCCAGCCUCGAGGGCGUCGAAGAUUGGGAAUACUGGGUCCGCAUCCGUGACACUUGCGGGCCGUAUGUGAUUGCCGACACGGUCCUUGCUGCCUAUCGACACCACGAGCUCUCCAUGUCCAACACAAUGACUACAGCCAUUGCCAACAAGGUGCCUAUCGCUUACGAGCGUACAUUGACACGAGUGUCGCGGCGCGAGAAUGUACUUUCGCUGCAUUUGACCGAUCCGACGCUGCAGUACGUCACGCGACCACGGGAAGGCCAGUCGCUCGCACUUCUCUUUUCCGGCUACACGUACCAGUACUUUUCCAUUGUUAAGCACAGCCCAGUGCUUGGGCUUACAGCCGGAGAGCUGUUAAGUACGUGCCGCGCUGGCACCUUGUUCGAUCGCGUCGCGGCCAACGUUCUGUUCCACGUCAAAGAGCACUCUGAUCAUCCCCGACUCGCCGCACUCUCAGACACCAAACUACCGAGCGUGUACUUUCGCAAUCCCAAUACCACGCAGUUGGAGGGCCGCUCUUCCAACUUGGUUUCAGUCCCCGCCGUCAUGUGCGCAAUCAACUAUGCCGGCUAUCUCGGGUCGCGCGGACAGCGGGUGGCGGCGAAUGGCGUGCUGAAACGCCUGGAAGCGGUCGCUCCAAAGCAUCCACAGCAGUGGUUUGUUCGUGAGCAGGUGCGGCUCUUGAAGGAAACCAACGGCGGUCGCGUGCUGCCGGUCGACCUGCCGUACUUUGAGUUCCGCUCCAGACAGCGGCUCUACGAGUAUGCAUACACUUGGAGCUCAAGUGCACGCUUGGCUCAUUUGGGCAUUCCGCUUCAAGAAGACACAAAGGCGGCUCAACGCGCCAUUGACGGCUUUGCGGACGGCUUUGGCGAUGUUGACGGCGACGGUAUCGCCGACGACGUGUUGCUGUCCAGUCGGCAUCUUGUCUUGGGCAUUGUCCUCGACCGUCCAAUCGAGUCCUUCUUGAAGUUGCUACCUUCCAACCUGCCCAACCCCGAGGCCUUUUUGCAGCAGUACUUUAAUCCAAGCGGCAUGUUUACUCGCGUCUUUUGCUUCUCGCCGUACGAAACAGCAGUUCGGCGCGUUUUCGGCGUCUACACCAUCCCAACCCAGCCAACCGAUCUGAUGGACAGGCUGCUCAAGUACAAGGUUGUCUUGCUUCGUGCGUUUGGCGCCGCGUUUGCCAGCGACAUGGCGGUGCACUUUGGACGCGCGCCGGGCGUCCGCAUCAUUGUUUCGGUGCACGAUGAUAGCUACUCGUACAAGACCCACGAGUCGACUGCUGGCGCCGAUGCUGUCAUGGUUGCGGACGAGCGGGCCGUGCCGCCGCUCUUGGCCAAGGGCAUUGAGCAAGCCACCCUCUAUCCGUACUAUGAUCCGAUUCGGUAUGCGCCUGUUGCCAUGCAACUCAGCGAAUUCCGCCCACGCCUGCCAUUCAACGAAUCUGCCCCGAGCAUUGGCAAGCUGAAGAACGUUGAACCGUAUCCGCACAUGGCUGCCUCUGCCGCAGAUCCGUCCCGUUUGGCUCCGGGUGCCGAAAUACCAGGCACGAUCGAAACACCAGAGCUACGUUCAUGUCGCGCCGAGCGUCGACAAAAGUUGCUCUCCAAGUUUGGCGAAAGCAAAAUUCGCGUUGUGCAUUUUGGCCUCAGCUCCGAGCUGGACAAUACCGUGGGUGUCGUGGCCGCCUCUGCCUUGCUCUCCAACGAUGCGCAUGUCAUUUGCGUGCGUCUGCCUCCCAGCUCGCCUGCCACCGACGGCACUGGGAGCGGGUGGGACGACCUGUUGGCGACCAAGCCGACGCCAGCUCCCCGUUUCACAUUUGAAAACCUCGAAGCGCACGCCAAGCUCGCUCAAACCGCUUCCAAGGGCUCGAAAAAGUCUCAGGCCAGGGUCACCCUCGAAACGAAUGCAAAUCCGCUCAAUUUCCAUCCUUGCCCCGGAGACGACGACAAUCUUCGCCUUGCCAUCUACGACGCGUACCUGUCGAUUGCCACAUUGCUCUUCGCUCCGACGCUGGACGAGACGAUCGACCCAGUGUUGAUUCUUGGCGCACUGCACGCGGGCGUGCUUGUGGUUGCCUCGGACGUGGCUCCGGCCUCAAAACUCAUCCACCAUGGCAUCACUGGCUACCUGCUGGCGACUCCUGCAGACCCCGAGGAGCUCAGCGUCGCCUUCGAAGCCGUUGCUCGCAACACCAAGAUGGCUCGCAACGUCGAAGCCCAUGCACCCUUGAUUCUGGAUCGCAUGAGCUUGGACCGCUUGCACUUGAACCACGCCAUCCUGUACCGCAUGAUAUCGCAGCUGCAAACGCCCCUCAAAACCUCGCCUCCCAUUCCGCUGCCAGGUCAGCCAACAUUUGACCUCCAGCAGACGAAUGGCAACCUCAGCUUUUUGACCUUGACGUCCCAGCACAACUCGGCCCUCACUUGCGCCCACAACAAAUUUAGCGCGAACGCUCCUCCGCUCACCAGCCUUGUCUGCAACGGAUAUGUAUACUCCAUGCUGGCGCCGGCUACCUCCAUCGGGUGGCUCUUGCCUCCCACCCACACCAACAAGCAUUUCUUUUCGGCCAGCUUGGCCGAGCGACAUCCUGUCAGUACCUUUGCGAAAACGCUCGCCCAGCUCCGACAUGCGACGCCGCUUUUGUCGCCGUCAACCCUGCGACAAGUCUCACACGUCCUUCAUUGCAUCGACCGAUUCAUCGGCAACGACUACACCGAUCUGCAAACAGUGAGGGACAUUACCGUUGCUCACGCCCAGACGCUUCACCUGUCGUAUUCCGUUGAGCUGCCCAACCACGGCAGGCACUUUGUCAAGGUUCGCGAGGUCAAGCGAACUCAUCCGCCCUGCCGCAGCGUUGGCAGUUUUGAGUUUACCGUCCGUCCGGCUCAGCACCACAUCCCAUGGAUUAACAUUCUCAUCAGCAAUUUCAACCAGGGCGCUGCGUUCAACGACACAAUCCGAAUGUUCAAGCUGCUCAAGGAUUACACCAACGAGCAAUUUUUACGAUUGAUUGUCGCCGAUUACCACAGCACGGAUGUAGACGUUGAUGCCAUGCUGAAAGCCAACGGCAUCGAGUACAUUUUGCUGAACGUGCCGGGCAACUUUUCUCGCGCUGGAGGCCUGCAAAUUGCCUCGGAUGCGAGCCCGAGUCCGCAGGACAUAAACUUUUCAAUGGACACUUUCAUUGUUGUCCCCCUCAAUCUGUUCACGCUCUUGCGCCAGCACUGCCAGAGCGGACACUCUGCGUUUGCGCCGUUAGUGGUGCGACUGAGCAAGGAAGCUCCUCCCGUGUUCUCCGAAAGUACCGGGUACGAGGAGGUUUACGGAUGGGGCAUGAUUGCCUUCGUGCAGGAGGACAAUGCUCGCAUCGGCGGUUACGAUGUGGAGAGAUUCCGCGAGAAGCGCGGUGGCGAGGACGAGAACUUUGCUGGUCGCUUGCUGUGGAACAACACGCAAGAGUUUUCCAUCGCCCGUGUGCAGGCCGACUUUUUCCACAUCUUUCACGCCCAUUUCGACAAUCACCUCUGGAGCAAGGCCGGCUCGGAAACAUGGGCCAACAUGCCCGGAUUUGAGCCCGCACCAGGCGUGCACCUCCAUCUCGACUAUCAGCCCACACCGGCGCUGGCCAUGCAGGCGCUCAUUGACUGGGAUCGAGCACAUCCGACAAUGCUUUCCCAGCACUUUGCUGAUCAGCGCCCAGCUUCCGUGGCUGACAUUCUUGGCGGCUUGAAUUCUGCCAGCAUUGAGCUGCACUCAGAGGCUGAGGGGCAUUUGCAUGGCCUCGACGACAACGAAACCGAUGACAUCAACAAUGGCAAUGAGAUGACCGACACCAAUCCGAGUGACGAGACGUUUGAAGCAUGA